Messenger RNA from Vombatus ursinus (common wombat), 591 nucleotides. RefSeq names its product trefoil factor 3 (gene TFF3). The record is from RefSeq and is a predicted model, not a curated record. The coding region runs from base 217 to 459 and encodes 80 amino acids. Gene Ontology annotation, biological process: maintenance of gastrointestinal epithelium. The transcript has 3 exons. NCBI's taxonomy places the organism in Eukaryota, Metazoa, Chordata, Mammalia, Diprotodontia, Vombatidae.
GCUCAUUCAGUAGAACACAUUCUUACUGAAGAUAAUUGAUUUGGAUGUCCUUUCGGAUUCACAUAUAAUUAAGAGGUGGAGCUAGAAUACACAGAAAACAAACCACCAAGAUAAACAUCCUGAAUUACUGUGCAAACCCAGAAGUAUAAAUGAGGCUCUUAUGUAAAUUUUUUUGUAUUUCUGAAGAUUUCAAGCUUUAGAAGUCUUCAGAUUGCAAUGGAUCGCAAAGGUCUUUACUUCGUGGCAUUCGUGCUGAUGUUAGGGUUCUCCAGUACAGUUGGUGAAUAUGUUGGCUUAUCUCCUAGUCAAUGUAUCAUCCCAGCCAAAGAAAGAGUAGAUUGUGGUUACCCUCAAGUCACUCCAGAACAGUGCAAUAACAGAGGGUGUUGCUUUGAUUCCAGCAUUCCUGAAGUACCCUGGUGCUUCAAACCUCUUCAAGACACAGAAUGCAUAUUUUAAUGUGAAGAUGUCUUCUCCUGGAUAUCAUCAGACAAAUCAGUAAUCAAGUCUUUGUAAUUUGUACAACAUUCUCAGAUGAUUAUUGCAUUUUGUAAUCUAAUAUCAGCUUUUUAAUCCAGAGAACUUUAGUUU